GCUCGAGAAAUCACAGUCGUGGUCUUGCGUCGACUGACAGAGACACAGCUAGGCUGCUCCACUUGUGUUUGUGUAUUCGCACCACACAAUUAAGUGGAUCCACGCCGGCGAGACCGGCAGUGGUUCAGACGACAUGGCUCUCUCGCUGCUUGCGGCCGCCGCCCUCCUCGCCGUCUUCAUCCUGCUGCCGCUCUCAUACCUCCUCUUCCAUGCCGUCAUCAACAAGCCUGCCCCUGCCUCUCCGCAGCGUCACGGUGCCAGCGGCCAUGGGCGACGUCCACGGAGGCUGCCGCUGCCGCCGUCGCCGCCAGGCCUCCCGCUGCUCGGCCACCUGCACCUCCUCGGCUCGCUGCCGCACCGCGCCCUCCGCUCCCUGACGCGGGCGCACGGGCCCGUCAUGCUGCUCCGGCUCGGCCGCGUGCCCGCCGUCGUCGUGUCCUCCGCCGCGGGGGCCGACGAGGUGAUGCGGGCGCGCGACCUGGCCUUCGCCAGCCGCCCCAGGAUCGCCAUGGCCGACCGCCUCAUGUACGGCCGCGACGUCGCCUUCGCGCCCUACGGCGACUACUGGCGCCAGGCGCGCCGCGUCUGCGUCGUGCACCUCCUCAGCGCGCGCCGCACCCGGUCCUUCCGACGCGUCAGGGAGCAGGAGGCCGCCGCGCUGGUCGACCGCGUCAAGGCCAUGGCCGGAGCAGCCGGCGGCGCGGCCGUCCUCAACCUCAGCGAGCUCCUUGCCGAGUACGCCAACACCGUCGUGUGCCGCGCCGCUUUCGGAGACGAGAGCGCUCGCGGCCUGUUCGACGGCGGCCGCGAGCGGAUCAGGGAGGUGCUCACCGACUUCCAGAAGCUGUUGGGGACGGAGCCGCUGGGGGAGCUCCUGCCGGGGUUGGGAUGGGUGGACGCCCUGCGCGGGCUGGACGGGAAGAUCACGCGCACGUUCCAGGCGCUCGACGCCUUGCUCGAGAAGGUGAUCGAUGACCACCGCCGGCGGCCUCCGAACACGGACGACGGCGAUCACCGGGACUUCGUGGACGUGUUGCUGGACGUGCACAAGAACGACAAAGAGUGCGGCAUCCAGCUCGAGACCAACGAAAUCAAGGCCAUCAUCCUGGACAUGUUCGCCGCAGGCUCGGACACCACCAGCACGGUGAUGGAAUGGGCCAUGGCGGAGCUCGUGACCCACCCGCGCACCAUGCGCAAGCUCCAGGACGAGAUCCGCGCGGCGGUCGGCUGCACGCCCACCGGCGGCGGCGGCGUCGUCGUCGACGAGGACCGCGUCGCCCAGCUGCACUACCUCAAGGCCGUGGUGAAGGAGACGCUGCGGCUGCACGCGCCUGUCCCGCUGCUGGUGCCCCGGGAGCCGCCGGCGGACGCGGAGAUCCUGGGCUACCACGUGCCGGCGCGCACGCGCGUGGUGGUGAACGCCUGGGCCGUCGGCCGGGACCCCGCGGCGUGGGAGGACGCCGAGGAGUUCGUGCCGGAGAGGUUCUCGGGCGGCGCCGCCGCCGUGGACUUGAAGGAGGGGCAGCAGCGCUUGGAGCUGGUGCCGUUCGGCGCCGGCAGGAGGGGGUGUCCCGGGGCCGGGUUCGCCGAGGCAAGUAUCGAGACGGCGCUGGCGAGCUUGGUGUGUCAUUUCGAUUGGGAGGCGGCAGGCAAGUCGCUGGACAUGAGCGAGAUGAACGGCCUGACCGUGCACAUCAAGUCCGGCCUGCCGCUCGUAGCGAAGCCGUGGGUCCCGUGAUACACAUGCAUGCGUUUUAUAUAUUCAGGUUGUGUGUUGGUAGUAGUAUUGUACUAUCGUUAUACUGUAGCUAGGCAGUACAGCUGUCACAUUAGUAGUUUGGAAAAGAAAGAGACAUGAACAUGAUAGUAGUAGUCACGUUUUGAUCAGAUUAAUUAGAGAAUAACAUCUUGCGCCUUGUUUAGUUCC
Messenger RNA from Panicum virgatum (switchgrass), 1927 nucleotides. Its product is annotated as cytochrome P450 71A1-like. The coding region runs from base 134 to 1738 and encodes 534 amino acids. The record is from RefSeq and is a predicted model, not a curated record. The transcript is spliced from 3 exons. Lineage: Eukaryota; Viridiplantae; Streptophyta; Magnoliopsida; Poales; Poaceae. Gene Ontology annotation, molecular function: oxidoreductase activity, acting on paired donors, with incorporation or reduction of molecular oxygen; heme binding; monooxygenase activity.